AUGCUUGAUACCAUAACCACUAAGUGUCGAGCUUACUUGCUUAUUGACAAACGGGGUGCCAUUGUCAGUGACAAUCUUGUAUGGGAUCCCAAAUCUGCAUACAAUAUUUUCACGGAUGAAAUUGGCAACGGCAGCUCCCGUGGCCUUCCGCAAGGGAACCGCUUCUACCCACUUUGUAAAAUAUUCGGUGGCCGUGAUGAUCCAUAUGUAGCUGUCGGAUGGUGGAUGAAUAGUCCCGAUCAAAUCAAGCCCCCAAGUAUGGAAGGGCCAAGGGGUGCGCAUGUCUUGCAGCAGCGUGGGAGGCUUAUGGCUUAA
Molecule: messenger RNA, 315 nt
Organism: Prunus armeniaca (apricot)
Lineage: Eukaryota; Viridiplantae; Streptophyta; Magnoliopsida; Rosales; Rosaceae
Source: the annotation of a GenBank genome assembly